This is a messenger RNA of Pelobates cultripes (western spadefoot toad), 3345 nucleotides long. The record is from the annotation of a GenBank genome assembly. Lineage: Eukaryota; Metazoa; Chordata; Amphibia; Anura; Pelobatidae.
GUCAAGGAUUGCCUCAAGUAAAAAAAAUUUCCCUCAACUAUUCAGAAACAUGGCACCCAGCACUGCUGCUUUAUCAAAUCACCAUAAGAUAACUACAAAAGAAAAAAACAAGGUAAAUCAAAGAUCGCUAUAGAUUUUAGAUAAUAUAUACAAGAUAGAUCAAUCGAUAGAUUAAUAGAUAGAUAGAUAGAUAGAUCAAUGGGUAGAUUAAUAGAUAGAUAAAUCGAUAGAUUAAUAGGUAGAUAGAUCAAUUAAUAGAUUGAUAGAUAGAUCAAUCGAUAGAUCAACCAAUAGAUUUAUAUAUAAAUAGAUAGAUAAAUAGAUAAGUAUUGAUAUAUGGUAUAGAUAGAUAUGUAGAUAGAUAGAUAGAUAGUGUUGAGAUGAUGGAUGGAUAGUGUUGAGAGGAUGGAUAGAUGGAUGGAUAGAUAGUGCAAAUAAAUAUUUAAACAUUGUAACGAUCUGGGCAGUUGUGCUCAAAUAUUUUUUAUAUGUUAAAUAAUUAUGGCUAUUUUUACUUUAUUGAAUCAUUGGAUUAAUGUGUCGAUCAUUGUUCUCCAGUUGAGAAAGCCAGCUGUGGAAAAGAUGCGCAGAGACCGGAUAAACAGCAGCAUCGAGCAACUAAAACUACUUCUAGAGAAAGAAUUCCACAAAGAACAGCCUAACGUCAAACUGGAGAAAGCAGACAUUCUGGAGAUGACCGUCACCUAUCUGAGGAAGCAACAGCUGCCAAAUUUUAAUAGUGAGUUCUUCAAUCUCAUUUCUCAGGCUUAGAUCUGCAAUAGAUAAUCUCCAAACGGUACAUAUCAACCUAACUUGGCCAGCAUUGAGAAAUAGAUCAAUCGGAAUAUCCGAGACACGUCUUCAGAAAUUCAAUAAUAAACUAGAUUUGCUUUGGUAUAUAGGAAGAAAUCAUGCUUUUCGUGAACGCCUAAGGGGAAGAAUAAAUAAAACACACAGUCUGAUUUAAUUAAAAUGUAGACUUGUGGAAUAUAAUUAGAUUAUUUAUAGAAUAUUAACUUUUAAUCAACCCUCUGGCAAUCAAAAUACUUCCUAUAUUUCCCCAGAAAUAAAUCUGACGGUCUGUCUUCUUCCCUAUGUCCAUCCUUUUGCCUACUCAUUUCCUAUUUUUCAAGUUUGUAGUUUGAGAAGUAGGGGUGUUCUUUGCACGUGUAUCCCUGUUCUAUUUAUUCCCUGUUUUAAUUGCCUAAAUUAAUUUCCUUUAUUUUAAUUUAUUCCAGAUUCAGUCCAUGUGAAGAGAGAACUACCAAUGGAUUUCAAAGAUGGGUAUUCACGAUGUUACAGUGAAGUCCUCGAUUUCCUGUCUGUCCAUCAAAAGCAUCAGGCAGCUGAACUCAAACUGAUCAACUGUUGCAAGUCAACAGAGGCUGCGUGUAUCUCAUCACCAGUUACAAUGAAAUGCAGCGAAGAAAAGCAAGCAGACCUCAGCAUAAACGACACUAUUUGGAGGCCGUGGUAGAAAAUAGUCUGCAAUUUAAUGACAUUUACUUGUGAAAUCCAGAGGACACUGAGAUGUAUCAGUUAUUGUCCUCUCAUUUUGUAGGAAAUAUUUUCCUGUACCUCUCAUCUUAGAGGUUUAUUACUUGUUGAGAAAAUGGAGUGCAGCCAUGUGGACUAAGAGUCUUAGCUUGGCUGAUAACCAGCAUUCCAUUUUAAAAGUAUUGUAUGUUGCAACAUUUGUAGCACAUUGGAUGUUAAAGGAUUUAUCUUUCUUUAAGAAAUAUAUAUGAUAUAUUUCUUGAUAAGAUAAAAAAAAAAAUGUGAUUAUUAUGUGUCUCUAUUUCUCGCUAUUUUUGUUGCAGUUUCUUCGCCACCUUUCCGAUUAUUUUUAGUGGGCUGUUUUUGUCAAUGAGGGAGAUUUACCAAAGUGUUCUGUUCUAAAAAGUGUCGGAAAAUGUUAAAGGAGACGAGUAACCGAUGGAAUUUUCCUACCGGAACAACUGGUUUCCAUGGUGAUUGCCCCACUUUUAGAAAAAAACAUUUUUGAUAAAUCUCCUCCGUCCAGUCAAAUAACAAUAUUAACUUCACUAACUAAAAAAAUAACUGUGAAACAAAAUGUACCGGAUGCUUUAAAAAAAUACUUAACUGAAUUUGUAGUAACAUUUUAAGGGAUGUAAUGCAUAUUUUAUAUAGUGGCACUUCAAGGCUAGGUAUUUCUGUAAAGAAUUACAUGUUUAAAUAGUAGAUUUAAAACAAGAUUUAACCUCUGAGGUGCCAGAAGUCCAGAAACACAUCCCAAGUAAUUGAGGAGGCAAAGAGGACAAAUGUUCUUUCUUUUAAGAUAGUCAUAUUGUAACAAGAAUAUUCAAGACUAUGGAUGUAAAAAGUUUCCCAGGUCUGGGUACCAUGUCUCCCUAAUUUUAACCCUACAUCUUAAAACAUUGUAAGUGUUUACAUUGCAGGGUUUAACCCCUUAAGGACACAUGACAUGUGUGACAUGUCAUGAUUCCCUUUUAUUCCAGAAGUUUGGUCCUUAAGGGGUUAAAUGCCUCUAGUAGCUGUCACUCAAACAGCCACUAGAGGCACUUACAAGGAAAUAGCAGAGUAAAACUCUGCUAUUUCAAUCAGAUGGUCUCUGAGAGACCAUCUGUUUGGCGCAGCACAGCAUUUUGCAGAACUUGCGCACUAGCCUCCCAAUGCUUUCCUCUGGCAAAGAAUUAGAUUGCCUAAGAUCAUCGAUCUUAAUGAUCUCAACCAAGGAGGCAGGCCAGAAGGACCGAGACUGGCGCUACGAGGGAGAAAAAAGUAAAGUAAAACAUUUUUCUCCCUACAGGUGGGAGCCGGUCACCUAAACGACCCCCAAGGAACUAUAAUGUUAGGAAUACACGUUUGUAUAGAGUCCUUUAAGUUUGAAUUGCUAACUCGAUAACCAUGUUAGGCUGCAAGAUUCAUUUUUAUGUAAGACUUGAUAUCAGGCAGAUGGUGUAAGAACAGGAAAAAGGACAUUUGUAGUUUUUUUAUGUCAGCUGUAGAGAGUCUCCUAACUCGGGUUUCGUGGAAUAUUUCUACCGUUGUUCUAUUUGAAUAAAAUAGUUAAUUAUUGAUGCUUUACACUAAAGGAUGUAUAUGAAGUUACAGAGUGUUUUCUGUUACGGAAGGCAUGCUUACCUGUUUUUAUAAGUGCAAAAAAGUUUUGCUCGUGAAGUGCUCUUUUCGUUUAUGCAUAUUGUAUAUGCACAUUUUUAUCUUUCAUAUUUUCAAAAAUGAAAUCUAUUUUACAUAUUUUCUAAAAACUUGUGUGUUUAUUAUCAAGAGGUCAUCACUUUGAAGGUAACUUUUUAAAGCAAAAACAAAAAAACAAAAACUAUGCAGACUUUCACAUUAAAG